AUGCAGGCGUCCGUCGAGGAUUGGACCAGAAGAGUCGGCGCAGCAAGUAGCAUGACCCGAGUCGCAGCUACUCUGCUCUGGUCUCUGUUCGCCAUCGUGCAGCAUCGAGGCGAGGAACUGCUACGGUUCGACACUGCCCUCACGUAUUUCAUGCAAGCAUGGCAGUCAGACUCGACGAGCCCGUCAAUUGUGCCGAGCACGUAUGGCGACAUUCCGAUGUCGUUUUUCCGCGCUCACGACUGGAUACAUUUGCAGACCGCUGUCAUGACUGGCAAAAUUCACAUUCAAGUCACCACGAUGAGCAGCUUCGAAGGCGUCGAAUCGAUUGCGUCCAAGAGCGAUCUCGGCGCUUUUCUCGCGAGCUUUCACGUCGAGCAGAAGCGACUGGAGUACGUCGCACUGCAUCUUUUCUCGAGCCCUCUUGGCGAAUUGACCGACACUAGACACGAAGAGGCCGUCUGGAACUUGCUCAGAAGCAUCAAGGAGCUCUCGGAUGUCAACUCGCAGAGCUUCGAUACCUUCGGCGUGCACGAUCAUGCCAGUGUCAGCGCCCAACGAGACGUUUUGACGCGGCAUAAGCUUGGAACGCAGCUUUACGGCAUGUUCCCGAGGAUGCUCUUCUUGUACUGUCCUAACAAUCGACGUCACUGGAGAUGGCUCGGCAAUGCUCUGCCCCUGGCGGCCACUGCACUGUCGUGUCAUCACGCUGCGUGGUCGCAGUGUGGGUGGUUGGGAGACCACGCCGUCGACGCACUGACAUUUGCCGACUUGCUAGCCGCGUUAGUGUGGACCCUUCAGCGACGCCAAGCUCAGAACGACCUUCGUGAAGACGUUUGCGAGCUGAUACGCAUCGGGAUCCAGCUAGGCGAACAACUUGCGGGCAAGUGGCCGCAGUAUAGCAACAUGAUCUUGACCGCUGUGCGCCAACUACACACGAUUCGCGACUCGCUCAUCUCUCCUUCCGGCCUCAGCACUCCUUGGCCACCUGCUUCGACGACGACGACGUCCUCCUCCAACACUGCUUCGAGUCCUGUGCUCCGCACGCCACAAGCUGGCGAGCUGUUGCAGCAGCCGUUCUUUGCCAAUUUGAAUCCACGCCAUGAAGUUCAACAUCAUCACUGCCCGCCGUACCAGCAGACGCUGCCUCAGCAGCAGCAGCAAUCGGCUGUAUAUCAGCAGACGCAGCAGCUGCUAGGAGACUGGCACCAGACGCCUCCCGUGCAGCCCAUCCGCACCGAUUGGUCUAGCAACCCCACCGACGCUGACCCAGAGCGCGCAUUCAACGGCAUCACCCCAGUUGGUCUUGACACCGACCACAUGCUGCCCGUGAUCCUUAGCGGCAGCGGUGCCACCAUGGAGCAACAGCGCAAAGAUCCGCAGCCCUCGGCCUACACCGCUGUCGACUUUGGUUCUCGCGCUUCUGCCGUCGUUGCAAGCCUAGCCGACCUGCCUUCUCAUACGAGCUCGCAAGCGCCAGCGCAGGUCCCAGCUGCAACGCCCAGACCUCUGCUGUACCUACCUGACGAUCGACACCCUGCCUCUUGA
Pseudozyma hubeiensis SY62 is the source of this 1545-nucleotide messenger RNA. RefSeq lists its product as hypothetical. Bases 1 to 1545 code for a protein of 514 amino acids. NCBI's taxonomy places the organism in Eukaryota, Fungi, Basidiomycota, Ustilaginomycetes, Ustilaginales, Ustilaginaceae. The transcript is spliced from 5 exons. The record is from RefSeq and is a predicted model, not a curated record.